Molecule: messenger RNA, 1302 nt
Organism: Suillus subalutaceus
Lineage: Eukaryota; Fungi; Basidiomycota; Agaricomycetes; Boletales; Suillaceae
Exons: 3
Coding region: 1-1302 (433 amino acids)
Source: RefSeq, a predicted model, not a curated record
AUGGACGUACCAGAUGUGACUUUGGUCAUUCAGUGGCGAGCGUCGUGCAGGUUGUCUGCCCUUUGGCAGCGGUUCAGUCGUGCAGCCAGAGACCGCACGCUGGAAGGGACUGUGUUGCUGUUUGCAGAAAAAGAGUAUUUCGACGAUAUACGUGAAGAUAAGCGUAAGCGUCAGGAGUGCAAAAAGAAAGCAACAAACGCACCAGAUAACCAACCGGCUGCCAAACGCCGUGUAAUUAAUAGUUCGACUGCUAUUGAUGUUGCGCACCUGGAAGGAGAGGAUAGCGCCCAGUCUACCAAUAAUCCUAGUGGCUCAGCAGCAAACUCACCUAAGGUUAUAAUUACUGAUGCACAGUUGAGGGAUUUAAUAAAACCGGCAAGCACAUUGGAGAGGUUAUCAAGGCAGAAGAGAGAGAAUGAACUGGACCGAGCAAUGGACUUGUUGAUCAACGCUGAUUAUCGUGGCGUUGGGUGUCAUCGGAAGGUGUUUAAUAUCCAAUUUGACAACGGAUCAGCAGAUUUGAGUCACCUUACAUGCGACCCAUCAGAUAGUAAGGAAGGCUGCUCACAUUGCGCUCCUGUACUUCCUAAAGUGUGCUGUGACAUUCAUCACCCUUCAGCAUUCUCGUUGUUUGAUCCCAUCAUUGUCCCUCAACCACCCAGACUUCCCAUCCGCUCUAGACUUGCAAAAUAUACAAUGGGCCCACAGGAGCACAAACUAUGCGAGGCACUGGAGGAUUGGAGAGACCAGAAGACAGUGGAGAUCUAUGGACGCUCACACCUUAUUGACCUCAGUCCAACUGUUGUAAUGGGCGACUCAGUCCUUGACCGGAUUGUUGACUGCACCCAUUUUGAGAAGAUUAAGAUUGUUGAGGAUCUCCGCAAGGAAACACAUUGGCCUGUCAAUGAUGAUCUGGCCAGGGAGGUGAUUUCUCUAAUCCACUGCAUCAUUCCAAUUUCGCUCUACACCACUGCCCCUCUACAACAGCGCCCUCUAUCCACCACCACACUAAACAAUGGGUCAGCUCAACAUCCAGUCCUUGCUCCCCCCAAUGGCAUGAUAAAGGUGUCAAAAUGCAGCGCUUGCGGCCAGCCUGGCUAUAACAAAUAUGGGCGUGUUUGUCCCAUGCACCCAUCAAGGACAUCUUCUGCAGCUGGGAAGGAGAAUGAAGUUAAAUCCGAGCGUCUUGCAAGAACGGUGAAUUCUGAUAAUCAAGUGCAGAGCACAUCAAAUCCGAACUCUCAGCGUCUUGUAGGAACGGUGAAUUCUGAUAAUCAAGUGCAGAGCGUUGGUCGGCCAUAA